Messenger RNA from Spirodela intermedia, 213 nucleotides. NCBI's taxonomy places the organism in Eukaryota, Viridiplantae, Streptophyta, Magnoliopsida, Alismatales, Araceae. The record is from the annotation of a GenBank genome assembly.
AUGGCGGCGGCAUUUUUCGGCAGCGGGACCUUCGGUGUGUCUGCGAUGGUGGUGGCGGUUCUCAUUGCUGUAACCUCACUCGUCGGAGUGGCAUUCGCCGCCGAUGCUCCCUCCCCGAGCCCCGCGGCCGGAGGGGCGUCUCUGUCCUCGCCGCUCUCGGCUGCGCUCGUCGUCUGUUUGAUCGGCACUCUGCUUGGAUCUAUCCGCCGGUGA